AUGGGAGGAAUCAGCGGGAUAUACAUCCUCGACAGCAAGGGGAGGAUGAUGAUCAACCGCACGUAUAAGGACGAUGUGCUCACCAACAUUACGGACUCCUUCUACAACAAUGUGCUCCUACAGGAGCCGAACGCCGUUAGGCCUGUGUACCACUGCGACGGAAGCACGUUCUGCUGGAUACUGCACAGCGAUAUCUACUUCCUCGCGGCAGCUUCAGCCAACUACAACGUCACCAUGGUUCUGUCGUUCCUCUACCGAUUUGUCAAGGUGCUCGAGGGAUACUUCAAAAACCUGGUGGAGGAGCGCAUCCGGGAGAAUUUUGUUAUUAUAUACGAACUGCUGGACGAGAUGCUUGACAACGGCUAUCCGCAGGCUACGGAGGUUAGCAUUCUCAGAGAAUGCAUCCGCAACCGUUACCACCAAAUGACCAUAGAUGCCGUCAAGCCGCCGACGGCGAUGACGAACGCUGUUUCGUGGAGACGCGAGGGGAUCAAGCACAAGAAGAACGAAAUCUUCCUCGACGUAGUAGAGAGUUUGGACAUUGUUGUAUCCGCCUCAGGCGCUGUGCUGCGCUCGGAGAUCCGCGGAUGUCUUAAAAUGAAAUCGUAUCUUUCGGGCAUGCCGCAGCUCUACUUAGGGUUCAACGAUAAGACGGUGUUCGAAAUGUCGUCAGGCAGGGAUUUGGCUGCCUUUGGCAACGCUGGUUACAACCGAAACCCGAACAUGAAAACCGUAGAAAUGGAAGAUGUGAAGUUCCAUCAGUGCGUGCAGCUCGAACGGUUUGAGUCCGACCGUACCAUUAGCUUCAUCCCCCCGGACGGAGAAUUUGAGCUAAUGACUUAUCGCCUAAACUGCCAUGUGAAGCCGCUUUUCUGGUGCGAUGUCAUGGUGAACAACAAGUCUGCGACGCGCAUCGAUUUUACAGUACGAGCGGUGUCGCAGUUCAAGUCGAAAUCAAUCGCUAACAACGUUGAAUUCCACGUGCCGGUGCCCCCGGAUGUCAAGAACCCCACCUUCAAAGCUACCAUCGGAUCUGGCAAGUACGUGCCGGAUCUUGAUGCCAUCAUUUGGACCAUCAAGGAGUUCCAGGGUGAGAAGGAGUUCGUCCUGUCCGCGUCAUUCGGACUUCCGUCGGUGUCUGACGAUAACAGGGACGCCUUCGCGAAGAACCCGGUCAAGGUCUCGUUCGAAAUACCGUACUUCACCGUAUCGGGGAUAUCGAUCAAACACCUAAGAAUCACAGAGAGCUGCGGAUACCAGGCGCUUCCGUGGGUCAGGUACAUCACCCAAAAUGGCGAUUACCAGAUACGCAUGUCGUGA
This is a messenger RNA of Babesia ovata, 1320 nucleotides long. RefSeq names its product mu1 adaptin. Bases 1 to 1320 code for a protein of 439 amino acids. NCBI's taxonomy places the organism in Eukaryota, Apicomplexa, Aconoidasida, Piroplasmida, Babesiidae. Gene Ontology annotation, cellular component: cytoplasmic vesicle; clathrin adaptor complex. Gene Ontology annotation, biological process: intracellular protein transport; vesicle-mediated transport. The transcript has a single exon. The record is from RefSeq and is a predicted model, not a curated record.